AUAACCCACAAUACCUAAAUAAAACCUCUGAAAACAACCCAUCAUCUUCUUUGUAACUACAUUAUUUGAUUCAAUCAAACUUUUUUCUCAAACUUGUCUUUUUCAUUGCCCCAUUUUUUUUGGCUAUUUGACACCUAAAAUCCCACAAGAAUCAUGGGUCAUGUGGUUCCCAAUAAUCCCAUUUACUCGUUUUGGUAAACCCCACAAAAUUCAUGUAUUUAGGAAUCCAAAAUUCUAGAAACUAAUUUCUUCUUUGAAUCUUCUACAUCUUUCUCCUUCCCUGUAAUUGUGUAUACCUAAAUUGGAGAGAGAAUGGAGAAGAUACCAACAUGGCAAGUAGAAGUUCUUUGUGGAAUUGUAGCAUGGAUUAUAAUUUCAUCUUUUUUGGGUUUAACUCGAAAGAUUAGAUCUUUGUUACAACCUUGGGUUAUACACCAUGUUAAAACUGGCAUUCCUCUUGUUCUUCAGAUCCAGAAAUCACGGCAUAAAUUUUAUGAUGUUCUGUUUACUGUGCUAUCAUGUGUAGUUUCUGUGCCAUUCUAUACUGGUUUCCUUCCUCUCCUUUUUUGGAGUGGACAUGGGAAGCUAGCAAGGCAAAUGACACUUUUAAUGGCUUUCUGUGAUUAUGUUGGAAAUUGUAUAAAGGAUGUAAUUUCGGCUCCAAGGCCAAGUUGCCCUCCUGUUAGGAGAUUGAUUGCUACUAAAGAUGAAGAAGAAAAUGCACAGGAAUAUGGUUUGCCUUCAUCUCAUACCCUCAACACAGUUUGCUUAUCUGGGUUCCUUUUGUAUUAUGUUAUAUCAUAUAACCAAAGAAGUGUUGGUCCGGAAGAAUUUGCUGGUCUUGCUGUGGUUUGCUUGCUUGUUGGCCUUAUAGCCUUUGGAAGAAUCUACCUUGGCAUGCACAGUUUGAUUGAUGUCAUAGGUGGGUUGAUUCUUGGAUUGACAAUCCUUGCGUUUUGGCUCACAUUCCAUGAAUAUGUUGACUCUUUUAUCACUUCUGGUAAAAAUGUUACAUCAUUUUGGACUGCUCUCAGCUUCUUAUUGUUCUUUGCUUACCCAACACCUGAGGUUCCAACGCCAAGCUUUGAGUUCCAUACCGCCUUCAAUGGUGUUGCAUUUGGCAUUGUUUCUGGGGUACAACAGACAUAUUACCAAUUUCACCAUGAGGAUGUGCCACGCCUUUUUACCUCUACACUUGCAGCUCCCACCUUUAUGGGGCGGAUCCUUGUGGGUAUUCCCACCAUCCUACUGGUGAAGUAUUGCAGCAAGGCCUUGGCAAAGUGGAUUUUGCCAGUGGCAUUGAAUACAAUGGGUAUAUCUGUAAGGUCGACGACUUAUCUUCCUGCUCUUAAUGUAUCUACAACUGGUAAAAAUUCAGACAAAACCAAGCAGCAAUCGGGGUACCUUCAGAAAAUAUUCUUCGCUUCCCGUGAGGAUUCUUUCGAUAUUGACACAGGAAUCAGAUUUAUCCAGUAUGCAGGCCUUGCGUGGUCUGUGGUUGAUCUUGUUCCAUCACUAUUUUCUCAGCUCAAUUUGUGAUUAGUAUAUUUUUGGCAUUUAUCUGUAGAGGCAUCUCCGUAUCUGUUGUUUAACCCCUUGCUUGGGAGGCAAAAACAUUCCCUUAGUAAGUAUAUAUUCAAAUAUAAUUUUUACAC
Molecule: messenger RNA, 1655 nt
Organism: Chenopodium quinoa (quinoa)
Lineage: Eukaryota; Viridiplantae; Streptophyta; Magnoliopsida; Caryophyllales; Amaranthaceae
Product: lipid phosphate phosphatase delta-like
Exons: 8
Coding region: 313-1539 (408 amino acids)
Cellular component (GO): endoplasmic reticulum membrane
Molecular function (GO): sphingosine-1-phosphate phosphatase activity
Source: RefSeq, a predicted model, not a curated record